Closterium sp. NIES-67 is the source of this 2599-nucleotide messenger RNA. NCBI's taxonomy places the organism in Eukaryota, Viridiplantae, Streptophyta, Zygnematophyceae, Desmidiales, Closteriaceae. The record is from the annotation of a GenBank genome assembly.
AUGUGUUCUCCUCACCACCACAAAACACUCUGCUGUGUUCUCAUCUCACCCUGCACCAAACUCGUUUACGGCAGUGCCGCUAGUUUUUAUUGGCUGAAGCUCCUGUUUGCUCCCGUGGUUUCAAAACGCGGGAGACUAAAGCGGCAACAUCGGGGGCGUUCGUGCGCGGAACCUAGCUCUUUUCCAUCGAGCAGGAACUAACGGGCGAUCGACUAGGUAUCGAGUUUUGCGCAGCCGCGUGAUAGGAGUCUAGUUUGAGGCGCCUCAAAAAGUGUUCGUGCGUGGAAACGAAUUAUUUGUCGUCGAGCGGGAACUAACGGGCGUUUGGCUUUUGUAUCGAGGUUUGCGCAGCCACACCAUGACGCGUAGACGGGCGCGGAAACAGCAAGGGGCGCGAAGCUAGCAUUUCCGGUCGAGGGUGUCGUUUAGGCUGUUUGAGGCAGCUUUAGGUGUUUCCAACGGUUAGCAAAGCACGUUUACGCAACCGAUCGGGUUACCACGUCCACUUCUGUCGCUCUCUUCGCCUCUUGACGAAACCAUCGCACACACCACACACGGCAAUGGUGGCCGAGGUGACAGUAGCGGGGUGGAUGUCCACCAGGGGGUUGACACUAACGGGGGCGAUCCCCUCCUGUACAGCGCGGCAUGGGAGAUCGACAGCACUGGCGAGUUCCGCAGCGGGCGCUGUUCGGAGAUUCGCGGUGCUGGGAAGGCAGAGGACGCUGAAGACGACGGCGGUCGUGGCGAGUUUUGGGGCGCCUCAAAAGUGGAGAUUCACCGUCCUGGGAAAGCAGAAGACCAAGACGAGACAAACGACGCAGGCCACAACGGUGGCGUCGUGUUCAGAAGCUGUUUGCGCGAGAUUUGGGUUCGGCGGUAGAGGCGGUGGGUUGGACGCUUUCGCAUACGGCCGUGCGAUGCGGCGAUCCCUCGCCGAGCCGGUCAUACGACGCCGUGCGAUCGCCGGGUCUGGUCGGCCGGCCAGGCUGCGAUUCGAGCUCGUGGGGCCGCCGUCCACGGCGUUGCCGCGACUCGACGUUAAGGCGUGCGACGGCGAUGACAGCGAUGACGUGGACACCAGCGCGUUCUGCGGCGGCUCCUCCGGCAACGGCGCACUCUUCCGCAUGGCCGGCUCGGGCGCAGCGACUGCUGACGUGUCACUCGCGGAUUCGCUGGACGAGCUGGGCGGCGGCGGCCCGGAGGAGCGGUUCGGCGUGAACGGGCGGCGCGUGAAGUUCAAAGUGGGCGGCUCGGAGGAAGCUUCGUCGGAGGUUCUUGGGGCGGCGGCGAAGGAGAUGGAGAAGGGUGUUGAGGCGGUCGGGUCGGCGGCGCUUAAAACGCGGAAGGAAGAGAGAGCAGAUUUGACCGAGGAAGAGGCGAAGCGAAAGAGAAGAUUGUCCCAUGGGCGCAUCAUUUCAGCCCUGCUCUUCGUCGCCCUCCUCGCUACCCUCCUCCUAGUCGACUCCUACAUCUGGCGCCUCAUCCGCCGCCCCCUAGCUGCCUUCUUCCUCACCAUCCCCUUUCUAGUCGCCGCCGCCACGUCAGCGUACGCAGGCGCCAUAGCCAUCCCGUUCCUGGGGUCCCUUAAAGCCCAGCAGGUGCUGCGGGUGGAGGGCCCCGCGACUCACGCAGUUAAAGCCGGGACGCCCACCAUGGGCGGGCUGUUCUUCGUCCCGCUGGGGGUGAUUGUAGCGAGAGUGGCUACAGGGAACCCCCCCGAGCUGGCGGGGGUGGCGGGCGCGACGCUGGCGUUGAUGGGAGUAGGGGCGGUGGACGAUGGGUUGUCGCUGGCUAAGAAGCACAACUACGGGCUGCCGGGGAUCGCCAAGCUCGGGCUACAGGUGGCUGUGGGCACGGCACUCAGUUACUGGCUGCAUGGAGCCAACCUGCAAUCACCAUACUCCAUGAAGAAUCUCGUUCCUCUGCCUCAACCCUUCGGUCUCUGGUACAUUGGCAGGUGGUACGUGCCUCUGACGGUCUUCUGCAUGGCGGCUAUGAGCAACGCCGUCAACCUCACCGAUGGUCUCGACGGUCUAGCUGCCGGCACCACUGCUGUAGCCUUUGUUGCCAUGGCCAUCGCAUGCCUCCCAAUAUACCCUGCCAUGGGAGCUUUUGGGGCAGCAAUGGCGGGGGCGUGCGUGGGGUUUCUAGCGCACAAUCGCCAUAAGGCGUCAGUCUUUAUGGGGGACACGGGCUCCUUAGCUCUGGGUGCUGCCCUUGCUGCUAUGGCUGCCACCACGGGCCUUUUCCUCCCGCUUUUCAUCGCCUCAUCAGUUUUCGUCUUGGAAACCGUGUCGGUGUCGCUACAGGUGUUUUUCUUCCAGCUGACCAAGCGGCUCACAGGCACGGGACGAAGAAUCUUCCGCAUGGCGCCCUUCCACCACCACCUGGAGCUCUCAGGGAUGGUGGAAACCACCGUCGUUAUGCUGGCUUAUAUUGCGGCAUUUGUGGCGGGAGCUGCUGCUGUCUGGGUGGCGAUAAUAUCGGUCUAGUCCAGCUCAUACUUUUUGCUUACCCGGCAAUGAUCCAGUUUUGUCUCGUAUAUUCAUGGCUUGUAACGUGUUCCCCUUAAAUGUACAAAUGAAUUUUUCCCUUCCUG